AUGGAGCUCAAUAUGAGAUUAUAUAUACUCUUAAGCCAUUUAGGUUUGGCUUUUAUUUUAAUGUAUGCUUUUAUGAAAUAUGAUGAAUUUUAUUUAGCUGUAGUAUAUUUAUCAACAGAAAAAUUCCCAAGAACAAUAAUUUAUAAUUUUUUUUUAAUGGUGUUUAUAGUAUUAUGUAAAUUACUAUUAAACGUUUUUAUUGGAGAACUCAGAUACUUAGAAGUCGAACAGCUUAUAGAUAAUGCCAGGGCUUUUAUAAUGGAUACCAUCUUAUUUUUAGUGUUAUCUAAACCUACAAUAAAUGGAAAAGAGGUUUCUUCCAUCAUCUUAAUUAAAUAUUUAUCUAUCAUAGUUAUCCUUAAGGCAUAUCACUUGGUCUUAUAUUCUCGAGUUUCAAAUAUUUUUGAAUUGGGUGUACCUAGAACACGAGUUCUAGUUAAAUUGUUUAUUUUUAUGUGCCUACUCUCAAUUGCGAACCUUACGUUGUUCACUUACUUUUAUAAGAAUUCCUUAAAAAAUUCGACCAUGUAUUUAUGGUUAUUUUUUGAAUGCUUAAGUAUAUUUGAGUCAUGUCAAAUAUCCAUAUGUAAAUUUUUUGUUAAUGUAAUUGAUUUGAGAUCGCCAAAUGGAUUGUCUUCAAAAGCCACCAUUUUGUUUUUUCUAGAUAUCUUACAUGAUAUUAUGAGUUUGAUAAUAUUUUUAGUUUUCAUACUAGUAUUUGUUUUAAACAAUUUCAGUAACUUGCCUUUACAUAUGACUGCAGAUAUUAUACAUGUCGUAAAAACACUCAUUUCAAGAUUUAAAUCUUUUCAAAAAUAUAGAGAACUCACCAAAAAUAUUGAAACAAAAUUCGCAAAUGCAACAGAAGAAGAAUUAAAAGAAGCUGGAACUUGUAUCAUAUGUAGAGAUGAUUUAAAAGAAGGAUCCAAAAAAUUAUCAUGCUCACAUAUUUUUCAUGUAGAUUGUUUAAAAUCAUGGUUCAUACAACAACAAACGUGUCCUAUCUGUAGAACCGAAAUAAAACCAUACGCAAAGAACGAACAAAAUAAAUCAGAGAAUGAUACAACACAAAACGAAAAACAAAAUGAAAAAAUAGAACAACCUACCAUACAAGAAAUAAUUACAAAACCUAACUUUCUUAUAAGCGAUCAAUCUAUGUAUUUAAAUGACCAAAAUAUUGUAACUAAUUUAAAUGUCAAUCAGGAAUACUAUACACCCUUAAAUAAAAAUAUGAAUUCAAAGGAGCAAAUAAAAAUUUUGAUGGACAUGUGCAAUUAUUAUAGGGAACUAAGUUUGGUUUGCCUAAAAGAAAUUGAUAAAAUAAAUCAUAGUUCUGUGCCAGCAAAUGUAAUGUUAAGAAACAUAUAUGGAUCUAUAAAUUAUAAUAUAUUAAAUAAUAUGGAAGAUGAUGAGGUGCAAAAAUAUUUAAAUAAGAUUUCUCAUAUACCUCAAAUGAAAGGUUUCAAGGAAUAUAUAGAAAAAGUUUUAAUUACAGAUAUGAAAUAUACUAAAGAUAUAUAUUCAACAUUAUGA
Plasmodium adleri (nom. inval.) is the source of this 1533-nucleotide messenger RNA. RefSeq names its product ERAD-associated E3 ubiquitin-protein ligase HRD1. The transcript is spliced from 4 exons. NCBI's taxonomy places the organism in Eukaryota, Apicomplexa, Aconoidasida, Haemosporida, Plasmodiidae. The record is from RefSeq and is a predicted model, not a curated record. The coding region runs from base 1 to 1533 and encodes 510 amino acids.